AUGCUACUACAGGGUUUUGAAAGAACCAGCUGCAAAGCGGUGUUGUUGUAUAGUCACCUCCCUGAUCUCUGUUUACUUUGGGUUGAUGCCCACAUAGACAUCAACACCCCCAUGAUAUUUCUAAGUAACCACGUGCAUUGUCAGCCCUUGGCCUUCCUCAUAAAGGAACUCUUCCUUGUGAAAUCUCUUCGAACGAAAUGCUAUUCUGUGUCUGAAAUAGAUAAACUUGGGAUUGGAAAAGUGAUGGAAGAAACACUUGCAUAUUUAUUGCCCAAGAAAAAAAGACUGAUUUAUUUACAUUUUGAAAUUGAUGAUUUGGCUCCUUCUCUGGCAUCAGUUCCACACACCCCAGUCCCUGGAGGAAUGACUUUUAGAGAGGGCAUCUAUGUCACAGAAGAACUUUAUAAAACUGGUAGAAUAACCCACUUUUAAAAAUGUGAUAUGCACAACAUUAAAAUAAAAAGCACUAGAAGCCUUAACGGGGAGGGAUUUCUAGAU
Elgaria multicarinata webbii is the source of this 498-nucleotide messenger RNA. RefSeq names its product arginase 1 (gene ARG1). The transcript is spliced from 3 exons. NCBI's taxonomy places the organism in Eukaryota, Metazoa, Chordata, Lepidosauria, Squamata, Anguidae. Gene Ontology annotation, cellular component: cytoplasm; cytosol; nucleus. Gene Ontology annotation, molecular function: arginase activity; manganese ion binding. The coding region runs from base 1 to 432 and encodes 143 amino acids. The record is from RefSeq and is a predicted model, not a curated record.